Molecule: messenger RNA, 889 nt
Organism: Linderina pennispora
Lineage: Eukaryota; Fungi; Kickxellomycota; Kickxellomycetes; Kickxellales; Kickxellaceae
Exons: 1
Coding region: 354-836 (160 amino acids)
Source: RefSeq, a predicted model, not a curated record
CAGGAAAUUUCACAUGGCUCUGACACGUAAAGCACACCUGGGUGAAGCACAUUGGGCAGCUGAGCACAGCGUCGGUUUUGCCCGGGUGCGUCCUGGCUGACGUACUGGGCGUCCUGGCUCAUCUGCCCUGUCAUCAUACAUCCAGUCAGUAGCGGCCGGGGGCUGUGGGGAACUGUCGCCGUCCAUGAGAGACAAAAGUGAAAAGUACACGAAUAUCUGGACACCUGCUCGGGGGAAGAAAUGCCGCAUAGUUUUGUUUGUGCUUGACUUCUACGACGCUUCUGGGUCUGCAGGCAGAAACAAAAAGCAAUCAAGGUGCUGCAAUUGGUUGCGCUGCCUAGAGGGCUGCAUAAAUGAAUCGGCCAUCUGCGAGCCUUUUACGCUUUGGCUAUCUGCCGCGCCUACCGGAUGCAGCCCGAUUUCUGCCGCGGUUCUGCCUCCUGCCUGUAGGAGCUGGCUUCAGCCUGCUUUUCCGAUAUGCUGUCGCUGGGCGAAGACCGCCGGCGGCCUCGAGGAGAAACGCCGAUCGGCGGAUGGACUCCCAUGCUCUGACGCACUUUGCCAGCCAGGCGCCCUCUGCUUCCAGCGGCCUGCGCUACAUACAUAACGGCGCGGCGCAGCUCCUCUAUGCCAUCAUGGCUUUCACGCGGAGCGCCGCCGUGGCUGGCCAUGCAUGCUUCGUCCCAGGAAACCAGCGACCGGGGGCUGUGGAACGACGGAUACAGGGAGAACUGCGGGUCGGCCCACUGGCGCGCAAUCCUGGACAUGCGAGUCCACCGGCUGCUUGGUGUCCAAGCUGCCCAGAACCGUUACAUCCGAUACGCGGAUACUGGUGAGGCGCUCGUAGGUCAGCGCAAUCUUUUUCUUGUCUACCGCCGCGCCGCAGGAC